AUGUUAAAGGUGAUUACGGGGCGGUUGGCUUUGGACCCGGUCUUCUGCAUUGCUGUCUGGGACGAUUGCUUCUGGUCUCGCUCGUUUUUACGGCGCAUUUACUGGCCAACAGCUACUGGCUGGAUUUCCGGUGAAAUUUUUCGAUAUUACGACCCUUAUGACGAUAUUGGCGAUUCGCCGACGAGCUUUCGACAAAUCGAAAAAUGUCCUGAGUAA
This is a messenger RNA of Gongylonema pulchrum, 216 nucleotides long. The record is from the annotation of a GenBank genome assembly. NCBI's taxonomy places the organism in Eukaryota, Metazoa, Nematoda, Chromadorea, Rhabditida, Gongylonematidae.